This is a messenger RNA of Gaeumannomyces tritici R3-111a-1, 347 nucleotides long. RefSeq lists its product as hypothetical. The transcript has 2 exons. The record is from RefSeq and is a predicted model, not a curated record. Bases 15 to 347 code for a protein of 110 amino acids. Lineage: Eukaryota; Fungi; Ascomycota; Sordariomycetes; Magnaporthales; Magnaporthaceae.
UGCGGUUGAUCCCCAUGCACCCGUGUCCGCUCGCUCGUCGGAACGAGGGAGGGGACAGCGGCAUGAGGGAUGGGAGGAGCGGGCGAGCACGAGCAGGAGAGCAGGAGACCGCCCUGACCGAUCUGCGGGCGAAUCGGAGGCGCUAUGCGAGACAGGGCGGAUGGCCAUUGGCGGCGGUCUGGGUCCCCGCACCACGAGCUGCGCCGACGCCCGGCUGCAGUGGCAGGAGGAGAGUUUACGGCGGUGGAGGUGGUGGAGGUGGUGGAGGUGGGGAGGGAAACCAAACCCCCAGCGCCGUGCUGAGCCGUCUCGAAUAUUCUCGCGGUGGGCGUGGCCCAUCCAAGUGA